This is a messenger RNA of Exophiala aquamarina CBS 119918, 1182 nucleotides long. RefSeq lists its product as uncharacterized. The transcript has a single exon. The annotation marks the transcript as partial. Lineage: Eukaryota; Fungi; Ascomycota; Eurotiomycetes; Chaetothyriales; Herpotrichiellaceae. The record is from RefSeq and is a predicted model, not a curated record.
GCACCAUCUCUCUCAGAGUCCAGAUCCUCGUUCUCCAGCCAAACCCAAUACACCCCCAUCACUCUCCUCACCAAUACCUCACAGAUCUCCAGCGCCUCCCCUUACAACAGCCCCUUCUACCGUCAACAUACGCUCAAACCGAAUAAUAUCAUCAUCGAGGAUGCCGUGCUGGACGAGGAGCGCUGGAGUCGAGCUGCAUUUGCGCUCGGUAUGCCCUAUGGCGAUGUCUUCCGUGCCACGAAUGAGACAAGACGAUUUGCCAACAAGGUGUCGCGGAAAUCGAACCUCUCCGAAAAAUGCAUGACGGAUCUGGUGAUGACCUUGGUUCAAGCCGCAACCAAGCCCCACAGGAAUCUACAUACGAAGGCCGGUGGGACGUUUCACGAGGACCCUGUGCCCAACGGUGCCAUCACGACGGACGCCCUGCUGUCGCCGCCGGAUACUUGGAGCAUGCCACUUCCGGUCCCGAGACCGAACAUCACACUCGGAUUCGCGACCAAGACUUUCACGCCGCACGAGCUCGAGUUACAGUCGGGGAUCAUCUCAACCAGCGCCGGCCUUCCCUGCGAUCUCGCCAAGGUCAGCCAGCCCACCCCUGACGUCUUCUGGCCCUUCUUCACUGUCGACAUCCAGCCUAACUCGUUAAAUGCUGCCCAGAAUGCCUCCGCUGGCUCCGCAUCGACCUGCAAUAACGCUCUCGCGUUGCUUGCUGAGGCCGCGGACGAGCCAACCAUGCAAAAGCAGGGUCCCAGCCUUUUCUGGAACUCUCGUAGACGCGUGCACAGUUUCAGUUUGAGCAUCAAUCUCGAUGGCAAGGUGGCGAGUCUGAACAUGCACGAUUCCGGGGGCAGUCUAGUGCACCAUGCGGCGAUGAUCAGGGUGUACCGGCUUGACGAUGAGAGAGACGUGGAAGCGUUAUAUUCACGACUGACCUCGAUAUGCGUAUGGGCGGAUAAUACCAGACUGCCUGCGAUUGUGGAUCUUCUCGAGAAUUUAGAUGGAUUGGUCAAGCUUGAAAGCAAACAGGACUUUGUCAGUGAUGCCUUUUUUAAUCACGACCUGUCGUCCGUUGCGGGAAUGGGAUAUGCAGGAGGUGCAAUUGGAAGCAUUUCCCCACCAAAAAGGUUUGGCGGAUUGAAGUCUGUGAUGAGGGAUAUUUCCCCUCGAUGGCUGAGGGUCUCU